Messenger RNA from Closterium sp. Naga37s-1, 1197 nucleotides. NCBI's taxonomy places the organism in Eukaryota, Viridiplantae, Streptophyta, Zygnematophyceae, Desmidiales, Closteriaceae. The record is from the annotation of a GenBank genome assembly.
AUGGCCGAAUCGCCACGAUUUGAUCACUUGAGAUCACCAGCCGCAGUACUACGCGGAAGCGUCGAUCCGUCUAGUAUUCGCGGCUUCGAUACAAGCAGACUCGCUUCUAGCGCCCGUCUACACUCAGCGAAUCCGGACGCUGCCGCGCUCCCCACCCCGCGGAUCCGCUCCGCCUUUGUUCCUUCCGCCAGUCCAACUCCGCCAUGCCCCCUCGCGCACGCGCACGCGCACGCGAACGUGCAUCCCCAUUCCAAAUCUCACUCCUACUCUCGCACGCGAUGGAGAGUCGACCUCCAUCUUGGCUCGGGAGAACGGAUCAGACCCGUCGGCGGCAAGAGUGAUCGUGCCCAACUUGCAGGGCUUACGAAGGGCUUUAGCAAUCCAAAUUCUCCUUUCUCUGACUUGCUUUCCGCCGAUUCUCCUUCCGCCGACUCUCCUCUCGCCAUCGCCGCGAAUCCGCCCCGCGCCUCCGCCGCUUCCGCUGCUCUUGGUAGUGGGGGGUUAGGAUUCGGCAUCCGGCACGGCUCUUGGUCUAGUAGCAGCAGCAGCAGCGGCCUGAGUGGCGCCAGCAGGGGCGGAGGCGGAGGCGGAGGGUUUCUGGGUUUUUCGUCGCCUUCCAAGAAGUUCCACGAGAAACGCCUGAUUGGGUACACGCCAGAGCAGGUGUUUGACGUGGUGGCAGGUGUAGAGCGUUAUGCUGACUUCCUCCCAUGGUGCGUGGGCUCGCAUGUGCUGUGGCGGGCACCCGAAGGCAUGGAGGCGGAGCUGGAGAUCGGGUUCCACAUGCUGAGGGAGAAGUACCUCUCACGGGUUACUUACAAAAGACCGCUCUAUGUGACGGCUCGUUCCGCGGACACGGGUCUCUUCCACCAUCUCGACAACCAUUGGGAGUUCGCCCCUGGCCGCCUCCCCGGCUCCUGCCUCCUCUCCUUCUCUGUUGACUUCCAAUUCCGCUCCCUGCUCUACACCCAGAGGACGCCGUUGCCCCUGCCUGCUCUCCUUCUCCGUCGACUUCCAGUUCCGCUCGCUGCUCUACACCCAGGUCUGGUUGCCGUAUGUGGUUACUAUCGCACGGGUCACAGAGGACGCUGUUGCUCCUGCCUGCUCUCCUUCGCUGUUGAUUUCCAGUUCCGCUCCCUGCUCUACACCCAGGUGGGCUCUACACCCAGGUGGGCUCUACACCCAGGUGCGCUCUAG